UUAGUUAGAGUUGGUCAUACUGUUUGGCUAUUUGACAGAUUCAAUAAUAUUCUUCAAACAAAUCCAACAGUAUUUAUUAUUAUUAAAAUUACUUUCGUUUUACAAUCAAGACUUUAAAUUUCGUGUUGACUGGUUUAUAUUGAAGAAAGCGAAUAUGUGUUUUAUGAUAUAAAAAAGAUGGAAUCUGAUCGAAUACUGGUAGCUGCAGGCUUGACCGCAGCUGCAGUUGUUGGUGCAUUUGUCUUUUGGGGCCCUGCGACAACGUCUGGUAGCGGUCGAGGGCGUUUAGCUGGUUUGGUCAAUUUGGGGAAGACCUGUUUUCUCAAUGCUGUUUUGCAUGCACUGGCAGCUUGUCCGCAAUUUAUUGAAUGGUUGGAAAAGGACAGAUGUGUGAAGGAAACAAGCCUAAGAAGAACUUUGGCAACUGUCUUAUCAGUUGUUAAUGGCACUAAUAAGUCCGUUAAGGAAACUUACGCACCAGCUGCUGUUAUUAAUGCUUUAAAACGGCUUGGUUGGGUUAUCCCCGCUGGCGAGCAAGACGCUCACGAAUUACUAAAUGUGCUUCUAACAACUUUGGACGAAGAGACUCAUAAAAUUACCAGAAAAGCUGGUUGUUUAUCCGAUGCUUUGGGCAUGAAUGAAUUGGAUGUCACUGAACCAGAAGAGGAAACUUCCGAAUUUAAUACUUUAGGCAGUGUUAUGUCCUUAAAUGAAUUAUGUAGACCAAGCAGUUUAAAUUGGAGAGGAACUGCAAUUAGGCGAAAUCGAUGGAUUUCUAGGUCUUGUAGGGCUUUGCAAAUGUCUGGACCUCCACAACAGCCCGUUUCACAUCCUUUUACUGGUACUUUAACCAGUCAAUUAAGGUGUACUGAAUGCGGACAUAAGUCUAGCGUUCGUUAUGAUAAAUUUGAAAGUCUUUCAUUGGCAUUACCCAGUGGAGCGGGCGAUUUGGGUUGGGGAAGACAUAAAUUACAUCAGUUACUUACGAAUUUUGUUACUCCAGAAGUUGUACCUGACGUUCAAUGUGAAGGUUGUAACAGUGGCCGUGAUCCGGCGAUGCCGGCGAUUUUGUCCAAACAAAUUAAAAUACUUAAUUUUGGAAAGCUCCCGGUGUGUCUUUGCAUACAUAUAUCUCGUAACACUUGGCAGCCAGGUGGAAUAUCGAAACGCCAAGAUUAUGUCCAAUUUCCAAUGCGAUUGUCUUUGGCAGCGUACACUUUUGUCCAUGCUCAUUAUCAGCGAAAAUUAACCAAUUCAGUGUACACAAGUACAAGUGAAGGUGGGAGCCCAUUAUCGAGUAGUAUGCCCAUGUCAUGGGGUGUGGGGUCUUUGUCAGAAAUGGCAAACGAAUUUCGAAAUGUUUACCAAUUGGCUGCGGUUGUGGUCCAUACAGGGGAUGCACAUUCCGGACAUUUCAUUACUUAUAGGAGGGGACACCACAAUACCAAGUGGUAUUAUACGUCUGAUGUAGAGAUACGCGAGGUAAUGGUCGACGAAGUAUUGCAAAGUACAGCUUAUAUGCUUUUUUAUGAGAGAACUUCCAAUUUGAGUGGAUUUUAGUCAUUCUGUUGUGAUUUUUUACGCAUUUAGUAAGCUUAUUUUUAGGUUUAUUAUGUUCCUAUUUAAUAUACAGGGUGAUUCUUUUCGGCCUCCAUUAGAAACUUUUUAACUUUGAAAUUUUAUACAGCUCGAAAAUUGACCAUAAUUAAAAUUGAACUAAAUUAUUUUGAAAAUGAGCUGAACUUUAGUUACUAUUAAUUAGUAUCUUAGUUUUAGCGUCUUUUUCCAAAGCUUCCUUAAUUAACAUCGAAAAUAUAGGACUAAAACUCGUUUUUUAUUAUUAUUUCAAUAAACUGUAUAAGUUUAAAAUUAAAUUUGAUGUUCUUUCGAUUGCCAUCGAAAAAAUAGGCUUAUUACACUUUCCAGAAAUCAGAUUAACCUUGAAAUUUGACAAUAUUCAACUACCUUAGAACAUUCUUCAACCUUUGGUUAUAAAAAUGCAAACAAUUGUUAUUUAUGUUGCAAGUGGGUUAAGUUGUAUGUUACCCACGCAACAAACAUAGUGCACGAGGCGAGUACUGAGUGUUGAUAAGCUUGCAAAUAUUCGUACAUGUUUAAUAUAAGUUAUAGGAAAACAAAUAUAAUAAAAAUUUCGACAAAAAAUUAAUAGCCUAAAGAACUUAACGUUUUACUUAGUUUGAGAAGGAGAAUUAAAAAAUACGACAAAAUGACUGAAUACUAUUUCAAAAUUGGCGCCAAUUUCUCGUAGUUACGAUAGUUCAGCAAUUUUGAAAAUAAUUUGGCUGAAUUGAGAACGGUUGAUUUUGGUUCUGUUCAAAAUGUCAAAGCUGUAUCUGCAUUGGAAGUUAAAAGAAAAGAAUAACCCAUUAUAGGUUGAAUCCGUUAAAAGUAAAUUCUCACUGUACUUCAAAAACUAAUAAUUACCCAAAAUUUAGCGUUUUUCGUUAAAUACUUGUUUGUUUUCUUUAGGCAUGUGCAUUUUUUCAGAAUUCUGAUACAAGAAUCACGUAUAAUAUUAAUUAAUAAAUUAUAAUGAAUUUCAUUAAGAAAUUUGUUUUUUAUCCCGUUCUAAAACAAAAGUUCUAUUAAUUACAAUUUUAGUUUGUUUAAUUAUCACUUUCUAUAAAGAAUGGCAGAAAAAAUCCACAUGCAUAGGAAAAAAAAUAAAAUGUUUAAUAGCAAUUUUUUAAAUACAGUAAAGAACGCUUUUAACAGACUCACCUUGUAUGAGAAAUGGUCCGGUCACAUAAACCUUCAAAUCAAAAUUUUACUUGAAUUUUUGAGAUAAUUUACUGUGGAAGUACUAGUAGUUAUUUUAAAAAUGUUGAGCCAAAGAUUUUUUUCUAGGAGUGUUUGUUUCAAUAUUACUCAAAAAAGGUAAGAGCUAGGAAAAAUAAAAAAAACAUAAAUUAUUCGUAAUUAAAAUUGUAAAGCGUAAAAUUCUACGAGUACAUAAAAAAUGGUUUAUCUAAAAUUAACAAAAUGGUUAGAAGUAAAAUCAUAAUACGUAGAACAUUGGAAAAUCGUAAGAUAAAAUCAUGAUAAAAUUGAAAUACGAAGGUCUUUUUCAUUUGGAACUGCCUUCAUUGUGAGAAACAUGUUUUUGUAAACAUUUUGAAAACUAGAAUUGGGAAGGUUUUGUGUUUCUAUCUUUCUUUUUUUUUCAAAAUUCCACAAUAAAUGUAGACGAUGAAUGACAAAAUAGGAAAUUUAUUUUUCUUGUAACAUGUCAUAUUUGUGUAGUGAAAUGAAAUAAAUUGACAUCAAAUAAGUUUUUGGUGCCACAACUCACUAAGGUAUGCAAUUCAAAGUUAAGCAUUUUGAUUUCACAGAAAUCACAUCAAAAAUUCAAGUAUAUCCUCCACAAUUUUGAUUGAAGGCGUACUUGACAUGACUCAAACUCACUAUUAUUGUGCCAUUUAUUUAAGUUGCCCAAUGCCCCGUCCUUACUCUCCAUGUACGAGUAUUGCACAAUUUUUUUGACCAGAUGUAUAUUUUUGAAAGUUUUCCUCUUCACAUCUAAAGACUCUUAGCUUAAGUAUGAAGUGUACAAUUUUAUUCGAUUGUUAUGCGAGAAAUAAAUUAUGUUGUGAACUAUUUGUAUAGAGUAUAUUUAAAAAUAAAUCGGAAUAUAAUUGCUGUUGUUUUUAUAA
Tribolium castaneum (red flour beetle) is the source of this 3674-nucleotide messenger RNA. It is a transcript of the gene Usp30, whose product is annotated as Ubiquitin specific protease 30. Bases 178 to 1560 code for a protein of 460 amino acids. Gene Ontology annotation, cellular component: nucleus; cytosol. Gene Ontology annotation, biological process: protein deubiquitination. Lineage: Eukaryota; Metazoa; Arthropoda; Insecta; Coleoptera; Tenebrionidae. The transcript has 7 exons. Gene Ontology annotation, molecular function: cysteine-type deubiquitinase activity. The record is from RefSeq and is a predicted model, not a curated record.